Molecule: messenger RNA, 3048 nt
Organism: Adineta ricciae
Lineage: Eukaryota; Metazoa; Rotifera; Eurotatoria; Adinetida; Adinetidae
Source: the annotation of a GenBank genome assembly
AUGGUUGUCGGAGCACCAUCACCGGUGACUAUUGACGAAGAAGCAGAUAUACAUUUGUGUGAAGUCUCCAGCAGUAUUCCAAUCGAACCACGUCCUGAAUCACUCUGUAGUACACUAUCACCGUUACAGUCGUUUCCCAUUGCGUGUAAUGAGUUAUCUAUUGACAAUACAACAAAAUCUAUAAUCGAUUUGAAUGAAUUACCAUUCGACUUCCUAGCUGGUGAAGAAUACAUUGAGCACGGAACAGAUGUAUCCGACGGAAUUGUUUACUUGACGACUUAUCGUCUAUUUAUAUUCGCAAAUCAAUCAUGUUGUUCAUUUAUUAACUGUCCGAUACGGUUGAUUGAUAUUAUCGAAACAAAAGACAACUAUUUAUUCAUCCAAUGCAAAGACAUGCGUUCAUUUCGUUUAACUUUCUUUACCACAGAGAAAUGCUGCUAUUGGUUAAGAAAGUUAACUGAGUCGAUUACAAUUCCGACUUGUUUCGAAAGUUUAUUUGCAAUUAAAUUUGCUUUGUCAGUACCAAACCAAGAACAUUCGUUACGUGAUCGUUUCAACGAUGAAUUAAUUCGUUUACAACUCGAUACAUAUCCGUGGCGAUUGACAGAAAUCAAUCGACAAUAUAAAUUAUGCACUAGUUAUCCAGAACUUUGUGUUGUUCCAUCGUCAAUAUCUGAUGAAGAAAUAGGUGAAGUGGCGAAGUUUCGCUCCUACCGAAGAUUUCCAACGAUUGUUUGGAGGCAUUCGAACGGAGCUGUUAUUGCUCGUACAAGUCAACCUGAGGUCGGAUGGCUGUUCUGGCGUUCGAAAGAAGACGAAAAAAUGAUUCAGGCUAUCAUAACUGCGUGUCAUAUCGGCACAGUUGAUUCUAUUCCUCGUGAAAGUAGUUCCAAUCGUUUGUUAAUUCUCGAUGCACGAAGUUAUGCUGCAGCGAUUGCCAAUCGUGCGAAAGGUGGUGGCUUCGAAUAUCCGCCCUAUUAUACUGAUUGUGAUGUACAAUUUAUGAAUCUACCAAAUAUUCAUGCGAUCCGAAAAAGUGCGCAGAUGUUACGUGUGGCGAUUGCAAAUGCCGCACAAGGCGAGAAUUGGCUCUCACAGUUAGAAUCAACGAGAUGGCUGCACAAUCUAUCAGCAUUGAUCAGUGUUGCAUCUUUUGUAGUAGCCAAUGUUGAUAAAAACAGUCGACCUGUCCUUGUUCAUUGUUCAGAUGGUUGGGAUCGAACACCGCAAAUAACAACAUUAGCUGAGAUUAUGCUCGACUCGUACUAUCGAACAAUAGAAGGCUUUCAAAUCUUGAUACAACGCGAAUGGAUCGCAUUUGGACACAAGUUUGGUGAUCGAUGUGGUCAUGGCGUGGGAGCGAACGAUCCAAAUGAACGAAGUCCUGUAUUCCUUCAAUGGUUAGAUUGUAUCUAUCAGUUAUUUGUCCAGAACCCCAUUGCAUUUGAAUUCAAUGAAAUGUUUCUCCUCAAAUUGGCAACGCAUACAUAUACUUGUUUACAUGGAACAUUUUUAUGUAAUUCGGACUCGGAACGAACAGCAGCUAAACUCGAAACACGAACAUUGAGUGUGUGGAGUUUAUUGAAUAUUAAAUCCACACAAUUUAUUAAUCACUUAUUUGAUGAAACACGGAAAGAGGUUUUGUAUCCUUCCUCUUCCGUUCGUGAUUUACGUAUAUGGUCAAAUUUAUACCUACGUGAUACACGUUUUACUCCUGCCGGCUCAUCCGAGCAUCCAUCAUCUUCAUCGUCCUUAGUACCUGGCCAUCUACAUUCAUACGAAGAUCUUUCAUCAUCGUUAACUACCGGUCUACAACGGUCGACAUCCGAUCCAAGUUUAAGUGGCUCAGUAAGUCUGGAAUCCUCGUCAAUCACAAUUCGUACCGGUAAUACCAAUAAUAACAAUACAAUAUCAACAACGCCGAAUCAAGCAACCCGUUUACAAAAUUCGACAUCUACAAAUAGUUUAUUUGGACCUCCACAUCACCUUGGUACGCACAACGACAGUAAUCACAAUAUGACAAACAAUCCCGUCAAUGGUCUAUCAACUCCUUCAACACCAAAUGCGAAUCAUAUCACUCCGCCUUCGACUGUGACUCUAGCUAAUACGAACGAUCAUGAUAGUCCAGAUAGUCAAACGAAACGGCAAAGCUUUGCUACAGAUGAUUCCGCACCAGAUAUAACUCAAUUAGCAUUAUCGUUUCAACGUUUUCCAUUGAAUGUUAGUAGUGUUGAUAAUAUUUUACGAACAAUGUCACAUCCACGAAAACACACAAAUUCCACCUCAAGUACCGGUUCAGGUCUGUCUGAAGCAUGGUCAUUGACAAAGAUCAAUUCACACGAUCCCAAUCAACCUCAUCGAACGACUCCAACAGGUCAAUCCUCAACAUCGAACAAAACAAUGAAAUCAGUUCGAAAACGUAUCGAUGUUGACGGUCUCACAAAGAUUCCCGAUCAAGUUACAUCCAGAAUGUUAGAAAAAGAACGAGCUUAUGUCCAACAAAUCGAACAUCUCCAUGAACAUAUGCGGCGAAUGCAAAAAUUCGUUCACACUCUAAUCAAACUUAACAAUAACACCGCCAACAAUAAUAAUCAUAAUACAUCGCCACAUAUGGAUGCAGCAUCCCAUAGUAAUAUGAAUAGUGUUGAAACAUCCUCAUGCGCAUCAUGGCAAAAGAUUGAUAAUACCGAAGGAGCUGUAACGCGCUGGAUGCCCGAUUUUAACGUUCACACGUGUCACUCAUGUCAUUCGAAAUUCCAACAAUGGCCUCUUUCACGAAAACAUCAUUGCCGAAAAUGUGGCAACGUGUUCUGUAAUAGUUGUGCUAAUCAUUAUAAACUAAUUCCCUCAUUAAGUUCUCGUCCUGUACGGGUCUGUCGCGAUUGUUAUCCAACUAUCGAUGAUAACAAUAAUAAUACGGCCACGAUUGAACUCUCACCGUCGAAUAAAAGUGCGACGCCCAUGUCCAUUCAAAAUGGCUGUCGACAGUCCAAUGGGACGCCUAACGGAUCAUUCAAUUCAUCAGGAGGACAAAAAGUCAAAGGAUAG